AUGCUCGAACUGUUGAAAGAUAUUGCGCAGUGUGUUGCUUUGUGUAUUUCAAUUGCUUUGAACUCCAUUCUCACUUAUUUGAUCAUGACAAAAUCGAACAGCAAGAUGGGCUCGUACAAGUAUAUUAUGAUGUACAUGUCUCUGUCAGCACUCUGUUACUCUGUAUUGGGAUUGAUAGUGAGGCCGGAUCUCUUAUCCUACAGCUCAUGCUUUUCUGUGUACGUGAAAAACUCCACUGCAAUUUUCAAGCCGGUAGUCAUGAUUUAUCUGAUGUCAUUCAUCUGUGCCUUCUACUUUUUCUUCGCAUCACUGAUUGCAGUGCAUUUUGUGUACCGUUACAAUGCCCUUAAAUAUGGACCUAACUGGACAUAUUUCAAAGGGAAAUUUCUGUUCUGCUGGUUCCUAAUCUCUCCCAUUCUUUACGUCAAUUGGACACUGAACUGUUUACUAGUAUUCCAGCCGAACGAGAAUAAUACCGAGUUUCUAAGAAAACGCAUGAAGAAUGAUUUUGGAGUGAAUGUAGAUGAUAUCACCUAUAUUAUUGCUGAGUUCUAUCCCAUGGAUAGAAAUGGAAUACGGACUCCGUCUUUUUGGACCUUUUUUUCAGGCAUCAAUUUUCUUGUGAUGACAGUGGCAUCCCUCAUUGUUAUAUUAGUAUUCGGGUUCAAAUGUUAUUACGAAAUGACACGUGUUGUGAUGCCUGGUCGAAACUACUCAAUCACUCAAAAGCUACUUCAAACUCAACUAUUCCGAGCUCUCGUCUUCCAAACUCUCAUUCCUUCAGUUAUAAUGUACCUUCCCCUCUUUGUUCUUUUCAUAUUUCCCAUGUUCAACAUUGAUUUGGGGUUUGCUCAUUAUGUCUCUAUUUCUAUAUCGCUUUAUCCAGCUCUUGACGCUCUUCCUAAUCUACUUUUCAUUAGAGAUUAUCGAGAUGGUCUAUCCAAUUUCUUGAAGAAACCUCACGAGACUACUCUCAAAAGUUUUGAACCAUAUUCUAUUCGGAGAGGUAGUAGAUUGACUAGUGCUACAAGAAGUACAGUUCAUUUGAGCUAG
This is a messenger RNA of Caenorhabditis briggsae, 1053 nucleotides long. It is a transcript of the gene Cbr-str-182, whose product is annotated as Protein CBR-STR-182. The transcript is spliced from 5 exons. Gene Ontology annotation, biological process: G protein-coupled receptor signaling pathway; olfactory behavior. Gene Ontology annotation, molecular function: G protein-coupled olfactory receptor activity. The coding region runs from base 1 to 1053 and encodes 350 amino acids. The record is from RefSeq and is a predicted model, not a curated record. Lineage: Eukaryota; Metazoa; Nematoda; Chromadorea; Rhabditida; Rhabditidae.